This is a messenger RNA of Actinia tenebrosa (Australian red waratah sea anemone), 3992 nucleotides long. RefSeq lists its product as uncharacterized. Lineage: Eukaryota; Metazoa; Cnidaria; Anthozoa; Actiniaria; Actiniidae. Gene Ontology annotation, biological process: cell-matrix adhesion. Gene Ontology annotation, molecular function: calcium ion binding. The record is from RefSeq and is a predicted model, not a curated record.
AUACACCAAAACUUUCUAUUGAUCAGACAUUCUGUGGCCUGAUUUCUUGGAAUCAGUCGAAAGCGAACAGGCGAGUGAUAUGGUAUCGUUUUAAUGAGCCAGCUAUGAAAACGCUAAAAAUGGCUUGGAAAUCCUUUCUUUUGGCCCUGAUGCUGUUGCCAUCGUGUUCAACAGCAAUUACAAGCACAACUACUAUGAUCACACCAUCAUCCACCACUAUUGUAAACUCGGUAGACUCCACAUCUACUACGAUCGCUUCAUCACCCACCACUGCAUCUACUAUGAUGGCGCCGUCACCCACCACUUCUACUAUCGCGGUGGACUUCACAUCUACUCCAAUCGCGGCGUCACCCACCACUUCUACGAUCCCGGUGGACUUCACAUCUACUACGAUAGCGGCGUCCCCCACCACUACCACCACCACGGUGGACUCUGCAUCUACUACGAUAGCGGCGUCACACACCACUACCACCACCACGGUGAACUUCACAUCUUCUACGAUGGCGGUGUCAUCCACCACUACCACCACCACGGUGGACUUCACAUCUUCUAUUAUCGCGGCGUCACCCACCACUACCACCACCACGGUGGACUCUGCAUCUUCUACGAUAGCGGCGUCACCCACCACUACCAACACCACGGUGGACUUCACAUCUUCUACGAUGGCGGCGUCAUCCACCACUACCACCACCACGGUGGACUUCACAUCUACUACGAUAGCGGCGUCACCCACCACUACCAACACCACGGUGGACUUCACAUCUUCUACGAUGGCGGCGUCACCCACCACUUCUACGAUCCCGGUGGACUCUGCAUCUACUACGAUGGCGGCGUCACCAACUACUACUUCUACCGUGGUUCCGCUUGCUUCAACUACGACGACGAUGCAACCGACAACAACUAACGCAGCACCGUCAGAAGAUCCUAUCAUGUAUCCCUAUGGUCUGGAGACAUCAGAUACAAAGUAUAACCGAAACCAAUGGUACUGGAGGUGCCCUCGAGUUGAUUUUGAUUUUGGUGGACUUCCUUUUUUUGGAAGAAAACAUUAUCAUAUUCACGUCUGCCCAAAUGGUUUGAUGUCUUUCGAUUCGUCCUGGUUGCGAUGGUGGCCGUACAAUUUUGGUCAGUACUACUGGUUCGAUAGGUACGCUAUGCUUGCACCUUACUGGGGUUUAACCGAUGUUUAUUACUCCUUUGCUAACGACAUAUCUCAGAUGUACUACCACGUAUACCGAGAAUAUGACGGAAAUCCAUCAACAGAGAGCAUAUUGAAGAGGGCUGCAGAUGAUGUGAACAAGCACACCAGGAACAAUCCCUUGCCAACAGAGUUUACUAAGGCCACUUAUGUGUUGGUGGUCACGUGGGUUAGGUUACGUCACUGGUAUUCAGGGUGGAGGACCGUUAUGAAAAACAAGUUCAACACAUUCCAAGCAGUCCUCAUAACAGAUGGUGUGUUCUCUUUCGUUCUGUACAACUAUCCUCAAAACGGUAUCCAGUGGUCUGCUCCUGAUGAAACUCGAUAUUAUUAUCGAUACUGGUAUGACCGAGCGCUUCCAGUGGUUGGGAUCAACGCGGGAGACAUCAAUAGAAACUAUUACAAUCAUCCACGCUCUGGCAGAGUCCCCAUCGUAGACAUUGAUCAAAUAGAAGGGUUAAAUGCCAUUAAAUCUUUUGGYGACUUGAACUUUCGACAAACCUUGAAUGGCAUUCGUGGCAGACUGUUUAUCCGCCUGGAAGACUCACCUGGAAGGUUAGAUGCCAUGAUUGAAUGUGCCAAGUGGUACGUAAAAGAUAAUUGGGAGUUGAGWUCUCGAGGUUUGCAGSYYUAUCUCAACACGCUGGAAGCCUGUCCUUGUACGUAUUGGCAGGCUUGGAGAGACAGGAGAUUUAGGUAUGAGUCAGGACGAUGGCCAGUCUACUGCUUUGUCUCAAGGUUCCCUUCUGUGUUCGGAUGGGGACAGAAGUGCUGUUACGAAUUCAUUAGAACAACAGGAUGGUGGUGGGGAUGGUGGUGGUGGUUUCCUCUGUUAACAAGUGGAUUUCCUAAUGGCGGCAAUGCUCAAAAGCACCACCAACGUUGGGAUCGAUACAAUUGGGUACAGAACGACUACAAAGCGUACCAACAAUGUUGUGUUUAUAGCAACCUGUGUUGGAUGUAUCUAGAACGACGUCCAUCUGACACAUGUGCACGUUACGUCCCUCCGAGAAGGACGUGGUUUUGGGGCGAUCCUCACUUCGUCACACUGGACAGCAAGAACUACACGUUCAACGGUCUUGGAGAGUACGUCAUGCUGGAUGCAAAAGAUGGUUACUUUCAGAUACAAGCCCGAACGAGACUUGCUAAAGGAAAGGGUACUGCUACCGUGUUUAGUGGAGCUGUAGCCAAAGAGAACAAUUCCACAACUGUUCAAGUUACCUUGCCGUAUGAUAAUGAAACAAUGGAAGUUCUCGUAGAUGGAAAACCUUUUGACUUCAAAAGCCUGACCAACGAAUCUAUUGAUCUCAAUAAUGGUUCUGUUACGGUUUCCAAGCCUAAGGAACAAUGCUUCGAGAUGACUUUCCCUUCAGGAAUGUCAGUAACAAUAUGCGAAAAACAGAACAUACUUUCCAUCGUCACUACUGCUCCAGAGUCAUUCAAAAACAAGACGAAAGGUCUUCUUGGAACAUGGAAUGGAAAUCCAGAGGAUGAUUUUACUCUACCUAAUGGAACAGUACUGCCACACGAUAUGGCCGGCAGUGAUAUUCACUAUAAGUUUGGAUUGUCAUGGCAAGUCAACUCCACUACCUCAUUAUUUACCUACAAACCAGGCGAAAACUUCUCCACAUUCGUCAACUCAUCGUUCAAACCGAUGUUCAUUGAAGACAUCAAUUGGGCGAACGAUUCUCUCAGACUGCAGGCAGAAGCGGCUUGCAACGGUGAUAUUAGCUGUCUGUUUGAUAUAGCUUCAACGGGAGACUUGUCUGUUGGUUUAAGUACACGACAGAUAGGAUCACAGUUUGUGAAUGACUCUAAUAGACUGAGUAAGACAGUUACCGUUUUGAUCAAUGCCACUGAUGAUGAUGGUGAUGAUAUCAUAUUCAAUGUGAGCGGUCUUCCUGAUGGCACUAACCAGACAAUCUAUCCAACGUCUGUGUCGCUGAAAUGGAAAGUGACCAUGGAAAAGUUUGAGCUUGUAGUCAUAGCAACAGACAGCAAGGGCGCUUCUACAGUCUUCAAACCCACUACGUACAUCUGCCCAUGUCACAACAAUGGAAUAUGCGAGAAACCAAACAAACUAGCCAAUCAGUCGCUUGCAGAUCCAGGGAAGGAAAGGUUCUUUCUAAUGUCUUGUGUCUGCGUGGAUGGAUACACUGGACAGUACUGUGAGUCCGAUAUUGAUGCCUGUGAAGCAAACUCCAAUCCUUGCUAUCCUGGAGUUGAGUGUAAAGACUUGCCGCCGCCAGCCAACCUGACGAGUGGAUACACUUGUGAUCCUUGUCCUAGUGGAUAUACUGGAAAUGGUGCAAACUGCGCAGAUGUCGAUGAGUGCGCUGGAGUUAACGWCUGYGAGCAGAUAUGUGGCAACACACCAGGCUCGUACGUGUGUGACUGCAAGAAAGGAUACAAACUUAAUGUGGACAAGAAAACAUGCGACGACAUCAACGAGUGUGACCCUGUUAGUGACUGUAUGCAGAACUGCACGAACUAUGUCGGUAGCUAUUCCUGUUCCUGUAACAAGUAUUUCAAGGUUAAACCUGACAAUCCAAAGCAAUGCAUACCUGAAACUCCAUGUACGAAUAACCGUCUGGGCUGCACACACGUGUGUUAUGUUGCAGAUGAAGUUGAAACUUGUGCGUGUAACCAAGGUUACGAACUAGMCAACGACAAAAGGACRUGCGAAGAUAUUGACGAGUGCGCCAGGAAUGUCAACCGAUGUCAACAGAAGUGUCACAACACUAAAGGAGGCUACUACUGCUCCUGUGUCGAUGGAUUUGAACUCGCGUCCGAUAAU